AUGGGCCAAUCUGCACACUCCAGCUCUUUGUAUUCAACUAAGUUGAUACUUCAUUGGAAACUCAAGAAGCCUUCGCUUUUCGCUCGCAAGUUAAUGUCUAGCUUCCGCAAAACUAUUCACGAUUCCCCUGUGUCGGACUCCAGGAAAAGGCAGUCCAAAAAAGAUGAAGCCAUCAGAAGGAAGAUCGAGCAUGAACUUUCCAAGAAGAGGGGCCAGCCCACUAAGCUGAGCAAAAGGAGAAAAGCUGCUCCAGGAACUGUAAUGUCUUUGAAUCCCUCCGAUCCAAUCAUUUGCAAGACCUCGGCUACCGUUUUUGAAGUGGCUCAGUUGAUGUCUGCUAAGAAAGAGAACUGUAUUUUAGUUGUAGACGAUGGGGGCCACUUGAUCGGUAUAUUUACAGCUAAGGAUUUAGCUUUCAGAAUUGUUGGUUCCGGAUUGAAUGCCAGCACGGUCUCGAUUGAUCAAAUCAUGACGCCAUCGCCUAUUUGUACCAAAGCUUCUGACCCAGCAUCUGAGGCUUUGACUUUGAUGGUAGAGAGAGGGUUCAGACACCUACCAGUUUUGGACGAUGAUGACCAUAUUGUGGGAGUCUUGGAUAUUACUAAGUCCUAUGCUCAGCAGAUGGAGAAGCUUGAAAGAUUGCAUUCGUCUUCAAGAAAACUUUACGAAGCCUUGGACUCAGUUCAUUCCGAAAUGGGAGUGGCAGAUCAGCCCCGCCAUGUAUUUGAAUACUUUGAGGACUUGAAAUCCAAGAUGGAUGGUCCAACUUUACUUUCUGUGCUUGAUGGCUCAACAACACCUGUUUAUACCAGUGUCAAGUCGUCUGUGUACGAUGCGACAAUUCUUAUGAAGGAGAAUAGAACCACUGCAGUUUUGGUGAGAGACUCGAAGGAAACCGUCACAGGAAUCUUCACUUCGAAAGAUGUGGUAUUGAGAGUUAUUGCAGCAGGCUUGGAUCCUAGAAAGUGUUCUGUUGUACGGGUUAUGACCCCAAAUCCAGAUGUUGCAUCAGCUACAACAUCCAUCCAGGAGGCAUUGAGACGCAUGUUCGAGGGCCACUACUUGAACUUGCCAGUUGUUGAUGAUGAGAAUGAAAUUGUCGGCAUUGUAGAUGUUUUGAAGCUCACCUAUGCUACGCUUAACCAAAUCCAAAGAAUCGAGCUGAAUCCACAAGAGCCAAAAGCUAAAGAAGAGGGACCAGCAUGGAAUAAAUUUUGGACAUCGCUUGAUAACGAUGACAAUGAUUCCACACAUUCUGACUCGAUUGCAAGUGUACCUGACGUGACACCCUCUGAGUUCCAUCUGUUUGACAUCGGUCCUCAAGACUCAAUUUCUGCAGUAGGAGAGAGUAUUUCUUCAAGACAACCCACCAAAACGAUUUCCAACAUGUCUGAUCAACUGGCAGUUUUUACAUUCAAGUUCAAAUCUCCCGCUAUUCAGGGCCGUGUUCAUCGAGUGACGCUCAAGCCCCAUGAGUCGUUGGAGGAUUUAAGGCUUGUCAUUAGCGAGAAAUUACAUUUCAAGGACUUAGAGAUUUUGCAGGCAACCAAGGAUGGCGACGGAGCAUACGCUAUCAGUUAUGUGGAUGAUGAAGGAGACGUUGUAUCCAUCACAUCUGACAAUGACUUGAGGGACUGUAUUCGCAUCAACCAAGAGAUGGAAAAGAACAAGGCCGACUUGUACCUUCAUAACCCUCACGAGCAUGCACCAGUAAGAAAUAUAGUCAAGAAUAGCGAAUCCCAUAACAGCGGAGAUAUCAUUCCAGGAGUGUCGAACCAACUCCUUAUAUCUGGAGCAUUGGGUGUUGCUUCGCUAUUAGCAGCCGCACUAAUUGUGACGAAGAGAAAGUGA
Sungouiella intermedia is the source of this 1851-nucleotide messenger RNA. The record is from the annotation of a GenBank genome assembly. Lineage: Eukaryota; Fungi; Ascomycota; Pichiomycetes; Serinales; Metschnikowiaceae.